CGAACCGAAGGGUACGAAGCUUAAUGCUUAAGGGGAACUAAGCCUGGUCUUUACGCAAUUAUGCAAAUUCAACACAGGGAGCUAAAGCGCUGAAUAUGCCUCGUUCUGGUUUUUAAGAUCAAACAAGCAAGUACAAUUUAUCAAGAAUCAAGUUUUGGAUAACUGGACACCACCUUUGCUUUUCCAAUCAAAAGACACUGCCUUCAAUUUGAGAAAAAUGUUUGAGGAGCAGAAUCAACAAUAAUACACAGAGGCACCUUAAUCGCAGCCUCUGUUCCUUCAAUUCAUAGACACGAUUAUUUGGUAGUUACUCUCUUCGGGUUUUGGUGGAACACAAUGCCUCGAUACAAAGAUGAACCUACUGCAAUUCGCGUUUACACAGUCUGCGAUGAAUCAAGGUAUUUGAUUGUGAAGAAUGUUCCAGCUUUGGGAUGCGGUGCUGAGCUGUUAAAAUUGUUUGCGUCCUACGGAGAAGUAGAAGAGUGUAAACCAAUGGAUGAAGAAGAUUGUGAGCCAUUCACUGAUGUUUAUUGGAUAAAGUUUCAUCUGGUCAGCAAUGCCAGGUUUGCAAAGAGGAAAUUGGAUGAGUAUGUUUUCCUAGGGAAUCGACUUAAGGUUUCAUAUGCUCCUGAAUUUGAGAGCCUUGCCGAAACAAAGGACAAGCUGGAAGGCAGGACAAGAGAAGUUCUAGGGCGAUUGAACCCUGGAAGAUCUAAGGGGUCUACAGCUAAUAAGUCACCUGCCUUGACUGACUCUUCUUUUGGUGCAAUUCCUUCUCAUCCUAACUACAUUCCCCAACUUGUAAACUCUAGUGGGAGGGACUCCGGAGAAUCACAACUUACUUCGCACGUUAACAAUCCUCCCCUUUCAAGGAUUUCCUCUGACAAGGAGUAUUUUGCUUCCCAAUCAAUGAAUCAGACCGUCCAGAUGGUGAGGGAGAAGCUCAAUAAGAUUCAAUCAAGUAGUGAGCACCUGCAAGAUGGACAUGCAUCCAAGAAACCGCGGGUGGACAAUAGGAGGAGAAUCUGAAGAUUUUUAUUCAGAGAUGAAGCAAUCCUGGCGGGUCUAGAAGUUAUAUUUUGGGUCUCACUCCGGCUGUAAUUAAAUUUUUGAGAAAUUUUUCUGAAGGACGGUCAUACCAUGGAAUCAUACUGGCGUGGUACGACCCUCCACGCAAAGAAUGCCAUGUAUUUGUAAGACAGACCCACACAAGUUCUCUUGAUUUACAUGAAUACAGCGUUAAUUGCCAUGUAAA
Prunus avium (sweet cherry) is the source of this 1255-nucleotide messenger RNA. RefSeq names its product RNA-binding (RRM/RBD/RNP motifs) family protein. NCBI's taxonomy places the organism in Eukaryota, Viridiplantae, Streptophyta, Magnoliopsida, Rosales, Rosaceae. Gene Ontology annotation, cellular component: nucleoplasm. Gene Ontology annotation, molecular function: RNA binding. The record is from RefSeq and is a predicted model, not a curated record.